UUCGGCCCUGUUGGGAGCUGAGCGCUGGCAGGGCUGUGGCGGAACUCGUAGGUCCUCGCUGUACCGCUUGUCAGGGAGACUAAGCUUGGCAACCACCAGGGACUCGGCUGUACCUUGCCCUAUUGGUCAUGGCUGCAAUGUAUGCCUCGGUGCAGAAGCGAGGUCACCCUCCGGGACCCUCUGGAGCAGCUUGUGAUCCUGCAGAGGCAGAGCUCGAGGGGGUAGUGUAUAGCACCGUAAAGCCUAGAGCCCUUCGUGGGGGCACUGGGACCCCCACAGAAUACACUUCCGUAGCCUUACCCAGUUCUGCAGCCUUGGAAAGCCCUGAAUGCUCCUCCCCGGGUUCCGGGAGGCCCCUGCUGUCUCCGGUGUUUGCCCCUGGCACUGCAAGGAAAGGAACUGCCCUGGGCCUGGGGCCUAUGAGGAUGUGGCAGACAUUGCAAUUCCAGGACUGGGUCCCAGUGGCCUCCAGCCCAGCAGCAGCCUUGGCUUCAACAUUCGAAUUGGAAAACCAAAAGGUCCCCGGGAUCCUCCAGCUGAGUGGACCCGAAUGUAGGAAGCCUGUUAACACAUUCCUGCCCAUCUUUCUGCCUGGAGCCCGGGCCCAAGGCACCUUUGGCUGUGGUUCAUUAGCGUGGCAGGGACAUUGAUAAAGUGGAAAGAGCACCUAGGAGGCAAGUGGCCCAGAGAAGGACGCACCUAACUUGCGAGGAGAAGCCGGGGAGGGGUGGUGGGGACAAAACCUUUCUGUUCAGGUGUUUGAAGGGAUGCCACAGAAGGAGUAGACUUGUUCUGCUUGACCUCAGAGGGCUGAUUGGGGAGCGUCAAAGAGCAGAAACCUAGGUUUAAGGGUAAACUGCCUUGGGAAGUAGAAUGACCCUCUGUUAGAGAGAGUCACGGUGCCGAGGGGUUCGGUGGGGAUUUCCCUAUGUGUAUAGGUUGUCCUAAAAGGCCAAACGAAACCAUACCUCACUAGCUUCUCUCUCUCU
This is a messenger RNA of Gracilinanus agilis (Agile Gracile Mouse Opossum), 989 nucleotides long. RefSeq names its product tyrosine-protein phosphatase non-receptor type 18-like. The transcript has 6 exons. The record is from RefSeq and is a predicted model, not a curated record. Lineage: Eukaryota; Metazoa; Chordata; Mammalia; Didelphimorphia; Didelphidae. Bases 129 to 650 code for a protein of 173 amino acids.